UCUUAUUUUUGCUACUGUAUUUCGGCGCGGCGAGGCCCAGAAAUGAGCGUAAAUUUCAGGUUCAAGGCGGGCUAGUUGAAAUUUAAAAUUAAAAAUUUAUUGGUGUAGUUUUGACUUAGCGAAGAUGCCAUCCAUAGACGGAAUUGUGGACUACCUCCUCCAGGGGCAGUUGGAGACGGCCAUGGGUGACAUCCACAGUAUCCUGACCGGGCAAGACGAGGUCAGCAGCAUCAAGGAGUUCAGUAUUCUGGUCCAGGAAGCGGCAAGGCAGGAGGAAAUCAACAGGUCCUCCAUCAAGGAUGUGCUCAAAGCUUACAUGUCGAUGAAGGAGAGCAUGGAGUCUGCGAUAGCUAAUGAUAGAUCCACAGACGCUCUAGGAGAAGAGAUCAACCAUCUAAAGACGCAGCAUCAGAAAGCUCUACAGACGUCUGAAGAUGCCAAGCAACAAUGCCAAGCAUUGAAAGAAGAAUGUGAUCAGAUGCAUGCCAGGCAGGAACAGUUGAGUCAGAAGCGAGAGGUGGUUAAAGAAGAUACGACGCAAGUUCUUCCUAAAACAAGAUAUAAUGUGAGCUUGUAUAGCUGCAUCACCGGCAUCAAGUGGGAUUAUGACUGCAAACCAGAUGAAAUCAAAGGAUAUGUGAGCACUUCAAAGGACGUGAGACCGUUCUCCCUAGAUCGCAAACAACACUCCAAAUUCUUCACCACAAAUUACCUGUGGGACCUGGUCGAAGCAGCGAUGGAAGCAAAAUGAUUACUUGAUGGGGGGAGAUUAUAGAGUGAAGUCCCCCAUUCUGGGAUAUGGAAGAAAAGAAAAACUUUACGGUAUUUGGGAAGAACAAAGACUUCACAGAAUUCAUGGUAAACACAAUAGACCAGCUCUGAGUUCUGUCAUGGGCAAGUUUUCUUAAAUGACCUUCCCUCUUUUCCACGUAGCAUUGGCAAAUUUCCAAGUAAGUUAUUAUGUAAGCCUGCCUGACAUAGCGGCAUUUAGAAAAUGAAUAGACCAGCCUGGGUUCGUAUAGACCGGGGUCCCAUUUCAUAAUACAUGUUAUAAUAACAAAUUCAUGAUUUCUGCAACAAAUUUUCUAACAGCCAAUCAGAAUGAAGGAUUUCAGUAGCUUUUAACUGUUAUUGCAAAUUUGUUGCUAUGUCAAGUUUUAUGAA
Messenger RNA from Lytechinus variegatus (green sea urchin), 1164 nucleotides. Its product is annotated as kinetochore protein spc24-like. The coding region runs from base 125 to 751 and encodes 208 amino acids. Lineage: Eukaryota; Metazoa; Echinodermata; Echinoidea; Temnopleuroida; Toxopneustidae. The transcript is spliced from 6 exons. The record is from RefSeq and is a predicted model, not a curated record.